Molecule: messenger RNA, 5588 nt
Organism: Penaeus indicus
Lineage: Eukaryota; Metazoa; Arthropoda; Malacostraca; Decapoda; Penaeidae
Product: tyrosine kinase receptor Cad96Ca-like
Exons: 13
Coding region: 461-2755 (764 amino acids)
Biological process (GO): homophilic cell-cell adhesion; protein phosphorylation; cell surface receptor protein tyrosine kinase signaling pathway
Cellular component (GO): plasma membrane; signaling receptor complex
Molecular function (GO): transmembrane receptor protein tyrosine kinase activity; ATP binding; calcium ion binding
Source: RefSeq, a predicted model, not a curated record
CCUUGAGAGAGUUCUUAGUUGUGAUAGCUUAGGUCUGUGUGCGUGAUUUCGUCUGGUGUGAUUGGUAUGGGCUUUUGCGGAGCGUAAGAUAGCAAAAUAACAAUAGUUUUAUCUGUGAGUCACACUAUAUACAAAGAUAUAUCACGAAAUUAGCCUAUAAUGGCAAAGGUGCAUGGAGACCGAAGCUAACCGAAGCUCUGUGACUAAGCAUGGCCCAGUGACACAACUCCUGAUAGUGCCACGAAAGCGUGUGAGGGAAUCUUAGCGAGGGCUUUGUGUCUGCUGUCGCUCUUACGGAAGGUUUCAUUAGCAAUAAAAUGUUAACUGUGCAUAUAUGUGUGAUGUGACGGCAGGGUGAUGUGGAAAUGGCUUGUAGUCCCGUGGUCGACACGAGGAAAUCAGUAGAGGUGAAAAUAGCUCGCGUUCCAAUUUGGACAUUCCUUCAGCGCCUCCGUCCAAGAUGAAUGUUUACGCUUUUUUGUGGAUUACUUUGACAAGUCUACUACAGUGUUCAACCCACGCCGCUAUAAAACCGCCCACGCUCCUACGCAUUGGCUCACACGAAUGGGAUUUGACGGAUGAUGAACCUGCAAACAGCAUCGUUCAUCGUCUCAAAACGGAUAGUGAUGACGAUGAUGAUGACGUCACCUUCUCCUUGCAUAGUGCGGAUGGCAUCCACACCUUUUUCAGAGUGGAUGAGGAUGGGCGUGUCUCUACCACGAAGCCGUUGACAGGGGCGCUGGGCGACCACAUCCUGGAGGUCCACGUCCACAACGGCCACAGCAACUCCAAGACAGAGAUCCGCGUCAGGGUCAGGAAAAGGGGAGAGGCCUCGAGGAAGGCGCCCACAGUCACCAGGCCGCCCUUUUUCCCCAGCGACCUGCCCUUUGUCAACGCGGGAGUGAAUAUAUCCGGCGUGCGACCUCAGUACUUCCCUGCGAACACCGGCGGGGGGCCCAGGCUGCCGCCGUCCGCCUUUGGGCCGCCCGAGAAGCGCCCUCCCUUCUUCACCGUAAACCGCAACUGGAAUGCCAAGUCGGACGCGGGAAUAGGAAGCGUCGUGGGGAAUAUCCACGUGUUUGAUAUAUCGGGACUACCCUUCAACGUCACCCUCGAAGGCGAUGCGAAGGACCUGCUCCACGUGGAUUCUAAAGGAGGAGACGUCACGGUAGCUCGACCCCUGACGCAAAUGAUCGGCAGUCAUCUCCUCGACGUCGUCGCCUCUAGCGGAGACCAAAGUGCCAUAGAGUCAGUGGUAUUCAACAUCGAGAAAGGCACGGCGGUGGCAGCUACUCCCACCCCCACCCCCGCCCCCACCCAACCCCCAACAUCCUUCAGCAACCCCAAAGACACGACCAAAAGCUACCAGGACCUGAGGGUCAUCGGGAACAGUGCCGGAAACUCAGCACCUUCUUCGCCGUCGUCGUCGUCGCCCUCCGACUCCUCAACGACCGCGUCCCCGAAGGAGGCAUCCAGCGAAGGGAGCCUCAACCUGAUGGUGAUCCCGAUUGUGCUGGUGGUCGGGGUGUCUCCGCUCCUGCUGGCGGCCUUUUGGUACUGGCGGAGGCUCAGGAGGAGGAAGGCCAGGGCGGAGUCCAAGGAAAGCGCAGUGGUAUACACAGAGAAAGGCAUCGAAGCAGGAGCCACAGAAAACGCAGAGGGAACUAACGAAGAGAGAGAAAGAGCAGGAAAUAGGUUUAGUAUCGGAGUUACUGCUCUCUGGCGAAGAAGGGCAGAGAGUAAUAAAUACGAAGAUGGUGUGAAAGGAGAGCAGAAAGGGAAGAGGAAAGUGAGCCAAUUGUCACCCGACGCCGACAUCUGGGAGUUUCCACGACACCGACUGAAGGUCAUGGAUAUUCUGGGGGAAGGAUGCUUUGGUCAGGUGUGGAAGUGCGAAGCGGUCGACCUUCAAGGCAAAGGCACGAUGCUAGUGGCCGUGAAGACCCUGAAGGAGUCGGCAGGAGACAGGGAACGCCAGGACCUCGUGCAGGAGCUGAAGGUGCUGAAGAGUAUGGGAAGUCAUCUGAACGUCGUCUCGCUCCUGGGAUGCUGCACUGAGAAAGAUCCGAUUUUCGUGAUCCUCGAGUACAUGAUCGGAGGGAAACUUCAGAGUUACCUGAGGGCCUCGAGAGCCGACACGCCCUACGACAACCUCCACGGCUCCUCCUCGUCCUUGACCCCGCGUGACCUCAUCCACUUCGCCUACCAAAUUAGCAGGGGCAUGGAGUUCCUCGCCAGAAACGGGGUCAUCCACAGAGACUUAGCAGCUCGCAACAUCUUAGUGGGAGAAGACAAGAUUUGCAAAGUGGCCGAUUUUGGAUUCGCGAGGGACGUUGCCAAUAACCGGGUUUACGAGAGGAAGAGUGAUGGACGGCUGCCUAUCAGAUGGAUGGCUCCUGAAUCGCUGUUCGAUAACAUCUUCACUACAAGGUCGGAUGUCUGGAGUUUCGGUGUCUUGCUGUGGGAGAUUGUCACUCUUGGCUCCACACCCUACCCUGGCAUGGGAGCUGCUGAGGUCAUGAGAAAGGUCAAGUCAGGUUACCGCCUGGAGAAACCCGAACAUUGUCGUAGAGAGAUCUACAACAUCAUGUACUACUGCUGGGACAAGGACUCCAAAGAACGUCCUUCCUUCACCGAGCUCGUGCACACACUAGAGGGUCUCCUUCUGUCAGAGGUCGAGUACAUUGAGCUCGACCGCUUCCCCGACCACUCGUACUAUAACUUGUCCUCCGAGAACACGAGCGAACUUCUUUAAAGGCCUAGUUCUCUGGGGGGGAGGGGCGGGGGUUAAACGAAAGGAAAACUACGACUAAAUUAGAGAGAAAGAAAAACGAUAGUUAGAGAGGUGUUGUCAUUAUGAGCAUGUGGAUGUGAAAAAAUAAAAUGAAGAAAAAAAACAAAACAAAAAAAAAACGAGGAGGUGUUUUCGGGUUUGAGGAUGUGGUUGUUAUGAAAAAAACAACAACAAAAAAACGGAGAGCUAUUGUUCUCAUGAGGAUGAGGUUGUUAUAAAAAAAACGGAGAGCUAUUUUCAUUAUGAAAAUGUGGUUGUUACGAUGUAGUUUAUGUUGUAGAUAUGUGGUUGUUUUUAAUGUGGAUUCUGUGGUUCUGGAUACGGGAAUAUUUUCUCUGCCAGUUUUGUUAUUUAUUAUAGCAAAUACUCUUUUCUCCUGCCAUAUUCAGGAAGUGAUCUUGGCUGACAACGUUUAAAAAAAGGGACCAUAAACAUCACCUUCUUUGCUGUAGUAAGAUAAUUACCUGCUUAUUUUUUGUGGUGUUUUUCUCGACUAAAGAUCUUGCAGGUUGCCUUUUCACUGCAUAUGAACUGUUAUAUUAUUCUGCAUUGAACCAUAUUUGAAUAUGUGUGAUGCAUAGAUGUUAUAGGAUAUUUGCUAUGAAUCUUUGAACUACUGUUUAAGAAUUCAGUUUGGUAUUUUCCCCACCAGAGACAUUUAUAUAGUUUCAUAAUAAUAAUAGAAAUGUGCUUUCCUCUAUAUUGUAUGCUUGUAAUGGUAACAAAAUAUUUCCUUUGCUGAUAUAUUUGUUAGGGUAAAUAUUUUUUUUCACACAAUGGAAAAAAGUGAUGCUAAUGUUUCGUUUUGACAAUACAUUAGAUAGAAAAAUGUUGAUAGACAUGUCACAUAUAACACACCUACAGAAUGAACAUCGCUAGUCUCUUGUCACAAAUAUUUUCACGAUGCAUGAAUGAGAAACUCUUGUUCUCAUGAAUGUUCGUGUGAGGCCACGAACGGGUUACUCUCUUCUCCAUGAAAAGCUGUCUGAAAAUGGCAUGUGGUAUUUGUAUUGCUUCACUCCAGUGUUUCUUCUGAAAGUUCAAUCGCGUGCGCGCACGCCCGCACACACACACACACACACACACACACACACACACACACACACACACACACACACACACACACACACACACACACACACACACACAAACACACACACACACACACACACACACACACACACACACACACACUCACUCACACUCACACUCACACUCAUUCACUCACUCACUCACACACACACACACACACACACACACACACACACACACACACACACACACACACACACACACACACACACACACACACACACACGCACAUAUAUAUACCAUCAGUAAACUGUAACAUCUCUUGACUACAGAGUGAAUAUAAAGUUUCCUUUACUAAAUAUGGUGCUCAGGUCAUCAGGAUAAGUUGAGUGCAAUGUCUUCAUUGUGACAAAGUAUAUAACAUAGCAGUUUAUAGAAAAUUUUAUUUAUGAAAAUGGAUUAACUCUAUUUUUUACUAAGCUUGUGUGUAUAUAGUUCCCAUUAAUAUUAUGAACAGUCAGAGUAAGCCAAAAUAACCACAGUAUAUUGAAAGCUUGGUAAGGUAAGGAUGCUAUUGCUGUUAUUGUUUUUUUAUUAUUAUUAUUAUGGAUGUUAUUAAGAUGUUAUCAUCAUUAUUAUUAUUGUAAAUGUUGAUGGUAAUAAUGAUGAUUCUGUAGUGGUAUUUUUAGAUACAACUAUUGUUCUAUUAUAAUGAUAAUUUUUAGUCAUUAUUAUUAUUGUUAUUAUUAUUAUUAAUAUUAGCAUUAUUACUACUCCAAAGGUGUUGAUGAUAGCAAUAGUUAAAUGAAACUGUUGUAGUACUAGUGUUGUUACUAGAAGUAGAUAUAACAAAUUUACACAGAAAAUAUAUUGAUUAAUCCAUCUAAGAUCUAUUACUUUGCAUUAAAAGUUACUGUGCAAAGCAAAUAUAAAGUAGUAGAUUAAAAGUAGUAAAUAAUGAACAGCAUAAUGUAAAAGAAAUUUGUAAAUCCUACUUUUGAUACGUUUUACUAUAAUAGUGGAUGUGGUGCUAGUCUUUUGUGUCACAAAUGUUGAAAGGUAAUACUAUGAAGCCAAUAAUACACAACACCAAAAUUGAUCAUAUAUACUGACAGUGUGAUAUUUUGUAUGUUUAUUCCUCUCUUUAGGUAGUUAGGAUAUUUUCCUAUCAAUGUGAUUCUUUCUAUAUAAUAUUUUCUUUAUGAUUCUAUAUGAUUUCAAAUUGUUUAUCUGAAAAAGACCAACGUUUCCUCACACUGUAUAGUUACACACUGUACAUUUCCCUUAGCUAGUAAAUAAAACUAAAACCCAACAAAAAUACAACGUUUCGGUAAAAAAAAUAGACUCAUCUUCAGGUAUAAGCAACCAGAUAGUACACAUGUUAGAUAACCAUCAAAUACAGAAAGGUAACACGUAAUUUCUUUAAGAGGAUGAUCUCCUUUGAUUUCCAUGCUAUUUUGAGAUAUUAUUAUCUCUUACUGUAUCUCCCCUAUGUCGUCUUAUUUUUUUUUCCUCCUCUCUUUAUACGUUACUGUGUUUGUAUUUCCAAGGUAGGGUUGAUCCUUACUGCCUCAGAAAAUCAAAGGGUCAUCUUACUAUGUGUUGUGUUUACUUCUUUACACCAUGUUAAAGUCAGGACAAUAAGAGAAGCUGCACUCUGUGUGUUCGCCUCUUGUGUAUAUUUAUUUAUCAUUGUUAUAUAAGUUUUGUGUCCUCAGUACGUCUUCUUUUAUUUUGUAAUCAAUAAAGUUGUUGGAACGGA